Messenger RNA from Gamsiella multidivaricata, 426 nucleotides. RefSeq lists its product as uncharacterized. NCBI's taxonomy places the organism in Eukaryota, Fungi, Mortierellomycota, Mortierellomycetes, Mortierellales, Mortierellaceae. The record is from RefSeq and is a predicted model, not a curated record. The coding region runs from base 1 to 426 and encodes 141 amino acids. The transcript has a single exon.
AUGGACAAGAAAGGACUUAUGAGAGCAACAUCCCACAGUAACCCUCGAUAUUGGGACUCUAUCUGUCAAUAUCGACGGAGCCAUGAUCAACCAACCAGAUUUAGCGUCCGAGGUGAUCAGAUGUUUGCAGGAACCCGUGCGCUUCGAACUAUAUCCACCAUUGCCGGAACGGACUACUACUUGACUGAAGUUCGAAACGUUUUUAAGACUCGGCAAGAUGUUACAGCUCUUUGGGGAUGCAGACCAGAGGAAAUCAAGAUGCUUGGUCUCGAUCUUGGCCAAGCAUGCGUAGUCGGAGCAAGCGCGUUGUUGCCUGAGGAAUCCAAGGAGGCGGAACUCGAGAAGGCCCAGCGAGAUCAGGAUGGGCGGUAUCGCAGCGAAAGAACUCUAAACCGACCCCCAGUCCCGCCACUUAUUAUAAUCUGA